AUGGCGUCAUGGUUAGGUCAACCUAGUGUUGAAGUGUACAAAGAUAUUCAUGUUAAUUUUUUACCAUUGAAUUAUGCUUAUGUGAUUUUAAAUACGACUUUGGAUUACAUUGGAGUUUAUAGUGUUAGUGAGGAUUGUUACAAGUGCCCAUACAAACGUCAGAAGAGUGAAUACAAUGCAUUUCGAUCGGAUAAAACAGCUCUUUACAAAGUAUAUACAGGGGAACAGACCAAAUGGAGGAUUCUUAACAAUAACCUUGACGAAUUCAUCCAGCCAGACUAUGUUAGAGGCCUGAUGUGUAACAUGAAAUCUACUCUGGCUGAGUAUGGUGUGUACAGAUUGGACAUCGGGAAAUGUGUGAUGGAAACAGAAGUUCCUCCGGUCAACAUUUACUUGCCUCUUUUGCUCUUCAGUCUAAUCGUACUAAGCGCCAUCACAGCCUUCGGCCUCGUAAAAUUAUUUCUGAACCGAAACAAAGAACGAAAUAACGAAGGAUUAAACUUGUCUGUAGCACGAGAUAACUCAGAUAUAAUGCCCAGCCUUCACUUCUUAAGGGGAUUGCUUCUAAUUCUAAUAAUAUUCGUAACAACCGGUGGAGGCGGAUACCCUAUAUUCAGCAAGACCUAUGGUGGACUGACGGUGGCUAAUUGUCUUUUCUUCGCCUACACAUUCUCUAUCGGGUUAAAGUUGCCCAUAAUGGCUGAAGAGGAUUGUAGAAAGGAAGUGUCGAAACGUUCAAUGUUUGGUACAGUUGUCUUGCGAUCGUUCGUGCUACUUUUCAUCGCGGUCGCUAUAAGCGCGGCCGCACCUCGCUCACGUUUUCUGGCCGUGCCACAGUGGGCACCUUUAUUCUGCAUAGCUAUAUCCUACCUUGUGGUUGCCACAGUGUACCUGAUUAGUGUGAAUAAACAGGGAAAGACCAAGAAAACUAUUGGAACUGCCGGUACACUCUUCUGGAGCUGGUGUCUAGGAGCAUUCCUUUUCGUCGUAAUGACAGUUUCAAUCUACAUUUUUUACUACACCGAGUGUAAACAAUAUACAGUAUUCGACCCACGACGAAACUCCUGGACAGCUCAGGGCAACAACUGCCAAGAAGACGACGAAUUUAGCGAAGCGUUCAACAAAAACAUGCUCUACGUGAACAGGGAUGAACCUUUCUACGUUGACUAUUACUACGCGUUUACUACAGGGCUACUUGGAAUAAUUUCCUACAUACUCACGGCACUAGUUGGCCUAAAAGCUGGUGUCAUCUACCUCCAACAUGACGAUCAUAGCACCAAAAUGAAGCAAUGGUGUUUCUGGGCAUCCAUUUUUGGAGGAACUGGUAUAAUCCUUGCUGCAAUCGCCAGUCCGAUCAACUAUAAUCUCUGGCCGAUAUCUUCAAUCCUCCUCAUAGCCUCUGUCACUCUUUUCGUCUACACCUUAAUCUACCACCUCACUGAAGUCCGUCAGUUUUCCAGCAGCAUCAUCACAACCUGCGGCGUCUCGUCCAUCGCUACUCUCGCCGGCCAUCUUAUGUACUCUUACACUUUCCCGUUCUACUGGGGUCGGUUCUUGGACACACACUUCUUGUAUUUGUGGCAGAGUGCGUGGAUCGUGUGUGUGUGGAUUGUUAUCAGUGUGUGUUGGAUGAGGUGGCGGAGUUAUUUGAUUCAGAGUGUGAUUAGUAAUGAGGGACAGAGGCAGUUACUUCUCGCUUGGUAA
Molecule: messenger RNA, 1704 nt
Organism: Cydia amplana
Lineage: Eukaryota; Metazoa; Arthropoda; Insecta; Lepidoptera; Tortricidae
Product: heparan-alpha-glucosaminide N-acetyltransferase-like
Exons: 10
Coding region: 1-1704 (567 amino acids)
Source: RefSeq, a predicted model, not a curated record